GGUUAGUAAAGCAAAGGCAUUUCCUAUCUAUAUAAUAGGCCAGGCUUUGCCUCAGUUUCCUUAGGGAAACAAUUAACACAUAACAUACAGUGCAUGCGUAUACACAUAUGGCCUUUCAAUAUGGAAUGCUUAUGCGACUUUCAAUAAUGUUGCUAGCAGUACUUGUACCAGCAGCUACAAGUGUUGUAGCAACAACAAGAGCAAGCGCAAGACAAGGAGGAGAAGAAGAUGAAACAGCUAUGGCCCGGCCUGGCUGCAAACCCAAAUGUGGUAAUGUCACAAUUCCAUACCCAUUUGGCAUUGGUGCCGGUUGUUACUCCCGACCAGAAUUCAACAUCACCUGCAUAGAAUCCAAUAAUAAUGAGCCCACAUUACCCCGAUUGAUGAAAAGCCGUAUCUUUGUCGCCAACAUAUCUCUUGAAGAGGGUGAGCUGCAUAUACUGCAGUUAGUAAACAGAGAUUGUUAUGACAAGCAAGGUAUCCCACUCCCAAAGGAAGACCAAAGCAGCGGCGGGCUCAGGGUGUAUAAUCCUUACACCAUCUCUGGAGAAAAAAACAGGUUCUUUGUGGUUGGUUGUGACACGUACGCGUACUUAUUCGGUGGCCGGGACGACCAAAGGUACACAACUGGCUGCGUCUCCAUAUGUCGAAAGAAAAUUGGUGGCUACGCCAUUGACAAGAACGAGUCUUGCUCUGGCAUGGGGUGUUGCGAAACGAAGAUCCCCCCUGGGCUGAACAACCUGACUCUGAGGGUGGAAAGCUAUCAAAAGCAUAGGUACGUAUGGGACUUUAACCCCUGCGGCUUCGCCUUCGUUGUGAAACAUGGCUAUUUCACAUUCAACACUACAAGCUUUCAACAACUUCGCAAUACAAGCCGGCUUCCCCUGGUUCUUGUUUGGCAGGUUAAGGAGGAGUCGUGUGAACUUGCAAGUCAAAACCACGACACUUUUGCAUGCAAGGGAAAUACCACCUGCCAUAACUGGUCUAUGGGUUACAUUUGCCGGUGUAGGAAAGGCUUCGAAGGGAACCCAUACCUCUAUGGUUGCCAAGAUAUUAAUGAGUGCGCUUCGAACCCCUGUAAGAAUGGACAGUGCACAAAUCUACAAGGAAAUUACUCUUGUUCUUGUGAUCGUGGCUACCGCAACCAAGACCAGAUUACGUGCAUCGAAGUUCCCUCAGAAACAAGCUUGAAAAUCUCGCUGGGCGUGUCAUUGAGCUUCUCUGUUUUACUGGUUGCAAUUUUUUGGAUAUAUAGGAAACGGAGGAAAAGCCAUGUAGAAAAGCUCAAACAAAAAUACUUUGACGCUAAUGGUGGCGCACUUUUAGAGAAAAAAAUGGCUAGUUUGGGGAAAACAGCCAGAUUCUUUACUGAAAAUGACGUUCAGGCCACCACGAACAAUUAUGAUAAAGUAAAAAAAGUUGGUGAGGGAAGAUAUGGAAUUGUUUACAAAGGAAUACUAGAUAAACAAGUGGUUGCCAUAAAAAAAUCAACAGUUAGUGCUCCAAUUGACCCAAACCAAAAUACCGACCCAGUUGACCAAAAACAAAUUACCGCCGCCCAUAACCAAUUUGUUAAAGAGAUGACUGCUCUUUAUCAAAUAAACCAUACACAUGUUGUGAGACUCAUAGGUUGUUGUUUAGAGACCCCAACACCAAUAUUGGUUUAUGAGUUCAUGUGCAAGGGCACUCUUUAUGAGAAUAUUCACGACAAAAAUGGCAAAAAACCAUCACCACCCCUUACAUUGGCACAGCGGUUGAGAAUAGCAGCCGAGACGGCAGACGCCCUAGCAUACUUGCACCACUCCGCUGUCACGCGUUUCAUACACCGUGAUGUGAAAACCGCUAAUAUACUAUUAGAUAAGAAUUUGACGGCAAAACUGUCCGGCUUUGGAGCUUCAACACUGGUUCUUGAAGAUGAGAAUGAAACAUCAAUUUUAGCCUCUGAAAAGGAAAAAGGAGACGACGUCUAUAGCUUUGGACUUGUGCUAGUGGAGCUGUUAACAGGCCUAAAGGCAGAGGAAAAAGAGGUAAAACUCUUUGUUCGCUCAGUUGAAGGGAGUACGUUGCGUCAAACUCUUGAUGAAGAAAUAUUGGAGAAAUGUUCUGAUGAAGUCAUCAAAAAAGCUGCUGAGCUGACAAUAAAAUGCUUGAAUUCAAGAGGGGAGGAAAGGCUUUCUAUGAAAGAUGUACUCGGAGAGCUCCAAAAAUUACUUGGAACCAUGCCACAACAUCCAAGUGGAGGAGAAGAGGAUGAUAUCUCUCCAUCUCCCAAAGAUACCGGCAACUUAGUUGGUUCUAGUAGUGCAGAGAGUGCGGAAGCAGCAUGCAAAUAACGACUCUUCGAGAUGGGUGAUAAUUAGUUCACUUGUUCUUCCUGGUAAUUAAUGUUCCGUGUAAAAUAGAAUAGACUGUAGAAUGGAGUCAUGUGGUGUGCUAUUGUAAAUUUGUUGUGUGCUUUCGGAAAUAAAAUAAUAAAUAAAGAUUGAGUUGGCUUCUGAAUAAGAGGAAUGUUAACAA
Molecule: messenger RNA, 2517 nt
Organism: Prunus persica (peach)
Lineage: Eukaryota; Viridiplantae; Streptophyta; Magnoliopsida; Rosales; Rosaceae
Product: wall-associated receptor kinase 2
Exons: 3
Coding region: 108-2333 (741 amino acids)
Biological process (GO): cell surface receptor signaling pathway; protein phosphorylation
Cellular component (GO): plasma membrane
Molecular function (GO): protein serine/threonine kinase activity; ATP binding; calcium ion binding
Source: RefSeq, a predicted model, not a curated record